Molecule: messenger RNA, 1034 nt
Organism: Ylistrum balloti
Lineage: Eukaryota; Metazoa; Mollusca; Bivalvia; Pectinida; Pectinidae
Product: tRNA (adenine(58)-N(1))-methyltransferase catalytic subunit TRMT61A-like
Exons: 3
Coding region: 4-1014 (336 amino acids)
Biological process (GO): tRNA methylation
Cellular component (GO): nucleus; tRNA (m1A) methyltransferase complex
Source: RefSeq, a predicted model, not a curated record
AACAUGAGUUUUGCGAGAUACAAAAAGAAAAUUGAGGAGGGAGAUACAAUAAUUCUGUAUCUUGGCUAUGAAAAUAUGCAUGCUGUGACGAUGAAGAGAGGUCAAACGUUCCAGACAAAAUACGGAGCCAUGCGACACGCAGACGUGAUAGGAAUGGACUACGGAAGUAAAGUACAAUGUCCCAAGGGAUACCUGUACGUUCUCCAGCCAACUCCCGAGCUAUGGACACAGAAUCUCCCACAUAGAACACAGAUCCUUUACUCCACGGACAUUAGUGUCGUCACCAUGCAACUCGACCUAAAACCGGGCUCAGUUGUCGUAGAAUCUGGUACUGGAAGUGGUUCAUUAUCACAUUCCAUCAUCCGGUCCAUAGCUCCUACAGGACACCUGCACACAUUUGAGUUUCAUCAGCAGAGAGCGGAGAAGGCUGAAGAGGAAUUCCAAGAGCACGGUUUGAAGGAGUAUGUAACAGUCACACACAAGGAUGUCUGUCAGGACGGGUUUGGAUUGGAAAACAUUGCAGAUGCUGUGUUUCUUGAUCUACCCCGGCCAUGGGAAGCUAUGGCUAGUGCUAAAGCUGCCAUGAAAGUCACAGGUGGGAGACUGUGCUCUUUUUCACCUUGUAUAGAGCAAGUACAGAAGUCUUGUGAUUACCUGCGGGACUUGGGAUUCGAGGAGGUCACAACUAUGGAGUGUUUACUUCGUAACUUUGAUGUCAGGACAAUAAAUCUACCUAUUGCAGAUUUGGGCCCAAUAGGACCCACAGAAAAAAAUAUCUCAGAUAAUACAGACCUGAAGGAGGAAGUUUCGGAUCAAACGGAUACCCCUACAAAGAAGUUAAAAUCAGAAAAUAAUGACUCCGUAGCUCAGCGUGAAAAUAAAAACGUGCUGCCCAGUUUUGAUAUCAUUGGAAGAAAGGAAAGUGCAAGCUUCUUUUUCAAGACUGGGGUGACACCAAAUCAGAUGCCUGGGCAUACAGGUUUUCUCACAUUUGCGACACUAUACCCAUCUUGAAUAAAUUAUCUGUUUCUAGC